This is a messenger RNA of Cynara cardunculus var. scolymus (artichoke), 1065 nucleotides long. Its product is annotated as pentatricopeptide repeat-containing protein At1g30610, chloroplastic-like. Gene Ontology annotation, biological process: chloroplast organization. The transcript has 2 exons. Gene Ontology annotation, molecular function: protein binding. The record is from RefSeq and is a predicted model, not a curated record. Gene Ontology annotation, cellular component: chloroplast. The coding region runs from base 233 to 1039 and encodes 268 amino acids. Lineage: Eukaryota; Viridiplantae; Streptophyta; Magnoliopsida; Asterales; Asteraceae.
CGACAACACAUGUUUGUAUCAAGUGAUUAUGUGUUUUAUAUCGCAUGUCAUUACAUGUGAUCUUGGAACUUCUCAUUUUCUCGAAAAUUGACCAUCUUCUCAUUUGAUCUCAACCCUCUCUCUCUAUAUCGUUGUAAAUUAUUAUCAGUAUUGAUUUUGGUCCACAAGAUUCCUACGGUAUCAUCAUUUAAGCAUAUCUGAGAUACCCGACCAAUGAUCAAACUUUAUAUUCAUGAUGUGUAAUUUUUAUGUUUUUACAUUUCCUGCACAGAUUGAAAAGGUAUGCAAGGUAGCAAAUAAACCUCUGGUGGUGACUUAUACCGGGUUAAUUCAAGCUAGUUUGGACUCUGGCAAAAUCAAAAGCGGAAUCUACAUAUUCAAUCACAUGCACAAGUUUUGCUUCCCAAACUUAGUUACAUAUAAUGUUAUGCUCAAAGGGUAUCUUGAUCACCAUCUGUUUGAAGAAGCAAGAGAGUUGUUCCAUAAAUUAUUGGAGAAGAGGGGACAUGUUACAAGUUCAGCCGAUUACAGGCACACGGUGUUACCAGAUAUUUAUACUUUCAACUUGAUGUUAGACGCCUGUUUGGUGAAUCAACGAUGGGAUGAUCUCGAGUUUUUCUACACACGGAUGCUGCAACAUGGAUACUACUUCAAUACAAAACGACAUUGUCGAAUGAUACUGGAAGCCUCCAAGGCUGGAAAGGUGAAUCUAUUGGAAACAACCUGGAAGCAGUUGAUUGAAGGUAAUCAAGUUCCACCACCACUUUUAGUUCAAGAAAUGUUUUGCAUGAACCUGAAGCAAGAAGACUAUGCUUCUGCUUUCUCCUGUUUAAUCUGUCUUCCGUCAACGGAAUCACAUAAAUAUUCCCGGAACUCGUGGUUGCAUCGUUUCAACGACGAUCCCCACCUUUUCCGGGAGGAAACGCUUCUCCAACUGAUCGAUAAGAUCACCAUUUUGUCGAUUAGAAACGAAGAACCGAAUACAAUAUUUUUGAAUUUGUUGAAAUCUUGUAAAGAAUUCCUAGCUAUCCAAUAUUAGAAAUACCUUGGUAAUUUGUAUGCUAA